Messenger RNA from Suillus paluster, 954 nucleotides. RefSeq lists its product as uncharacterized. The record is from RefSeq and is a predicted model, not a curated record. Lineage: Eukaryota; Fungi; Basidiomycota; Agaricomycetes; Boletales; Suillaceae. The transcript is spliced from 9 exons. Bases 1 to 954 code for a protein of 317 amino acids.
AUGUCUGAGGACCAGCCUGAGAAAUCUUGUGGUCGAUGUCGCAAACAAGUUGAUGCCCUUCAUUUAGGCCCAAGGAAAAGACUGAGUGUGACUGAUCCAUUGGUACACUAUGGACCCCUCCUUACAAAUGGAAUCUUGUGGAUGGGAGAAUUGGCUGACACUCCAGAAAAAAAAAUUACUGCUGAGGAAAGGUAUGAGCAUCAUGUUUUUCAAGAGCUCCUCAAAUCUGUUGCAGGCCUAGAAGAGCCCUUGAUGCAGGGUGGAGAUGAUGAAGUCGACAUUGUUGCAGAGCUGCUCACCAAAGGUGCAUCUGGAGUAAGGGGCGAUGAUACCAAAAGCCUCAAAGGUAGUGUACUCAACUGGAUCACCCCAAAGGGACAGAAUCUUGUCCCUCCUCUUGCUUGCAAUGUGAAAAUUGACCAUGGUUUCCACCAUGAAUGGACAGGCACUUUGCUUUGUUCUGCCGGCAUUGACUGGUCAAACCCAGAUGGUGAGAUCAUUGUGACUGGAGACCAAUGGCCAUUAUUCUUGUACACCAAUUACCAUUAUGAUCCUGAAGAUCCAUGGAAUGGUUUGUUUCAAAGUUCCUUACUGGUUUGUGCCUACAAACACAUCUUUAUGUCCCCUAGUUCUGUGGACAGAGAACCAAAGGCAACUCAUUCAGAUAAUGCUCGGAUUCACAGGAUGACUCGAGUUACUUUGCCGUUGGUUGCAUACAUCGCAACACAAGUCCAAUUUGCCCUCACAUCAUCACCUGUGUUCUCGUGUACAGACACAGUUACUGACUCUGAAAGGUUCUACAAUUCCAUUUUGGACAUUUUUGAAGACCCAGAUGAAAAACAAGAGGUGGAUAAACUUGUUGUAUGGUGGAACAGGCAGGUCUUCCCUUCGUACUCAACUGCUCAACAUCCCCUUGCCAAGAAUAGUGCACUAGCGAGGAUUCAGGAGAAGUGA